This is a messenger RNA of Lodderomyces elongisporus, 1959 nucleotides long. Its product is annotated as phosphatidate phosphatase. Gene Ontology annotation, molecular function: phosphatidate phosphatase activity. Lineage: Eukaryota; Fungi; Ascomycota; Pichiomycetes; Serinales; Debaryomycetaceae. Gene Ontology annotation, cellular component: actin cortical patch. The record is from RefSeq and is a predicted model, not a curated record. The transcript has a single exon. The coding region runs from base 1 to 1959 and encodes 652 amino acids.
AUGUCACGAAGACAGAGAAUAAUUGGCUUAGCAAAGACAACCAGGGAUAACUACAUCCCUAAAAUAACGGGAUCGGUUUCCUCGCUAGCUGCCGGCGCUUCAAAAGCAUUUACAAAUCCCAGCGAGAUAUAUGAUGAACAAGGAAGGAUAGUGCUACCGAAGGACACCAAGAUACAACUAUAUCCCACGUACACCAGGCUCUUUGAAAACAAGUAUUAUGUAGAUAUUGCUGGCUGGGUAUCGGCACCAGGUCUGUUAACCAAUCGACGAAAUCGAAUGAUUCUUACAGUUAUAAAAAAAUCAAUGAGACAAAGGGACAGUUUUAGUGCAAAUCAAGAGUUGGAACAACUCAGGACAGACUCUAGUUUGGGACAGGAUACAUUCAAUAACGAUUCACCAACAUCAUCUGAUGCUGGUUCAAUAGCUUCUUUGGAAUCAGAGAAAAGUAUGAUGUCCAGGGACGGUGUUCCCUCGUCGGAAGAUGUGAUGAAAGACCGACUAGCUGCAUUUUUUGCAAAGUCAAUUCCCAAUACAGAGAUAAAAAUUACAAUUGGAUCAGAAAACCCGAAUCAAGAAGUUGCGGAUGCUUUAGUAAAAACCGAUGAUAGAGGUUAUUUUGCAAUUUCAAUACAAGUGGACUAUAAACCAUCAGUCGUGCAGGCGGUUUCGACAAUGGCAGAAACGGUAUUUGCAUUCCAAGAAGUAUUGGUUUAUCCUAGUGGUGGAAUUGGAAUUAUUAGCGAUAUUGAUGAUACUGUGAAAAAAACAGGAAUUGUUGGCGAUAAACGACUAUUGCUUCAAAAUCUACUCGUGGAGCACUACGAAACAUGGACCAUUCCACUGGUGGUUAAUUUCUACAACGAGUUGUGCAAAAAAAAAGACGUUAGCUUUUUCUAUGUUUCAAACUCACCUUGGCAGUUGUUCACUUCGAUACAACUGUAUUUUAAGCUGUCUGGGUUACCACUAGGAUCGGUGCACCUAAAAAAAUGGGUUGGCAAUAUAAUGUCUAGUUUGAUCGAGCCAUCACAUUCCCGGAAAAAAUUGGCGUUGGACAAGAUCUUGGAAGAUUUUCCAGAAAAAAAGUUUAUUUGCUUGGGUGAUUCUGGAGAGCAAGAUCUCGAGGCAUACGUGGAUUUGGCACAAUUAUUUCCAAACCAGGUGUUGUCGAUAAAUAUACGGUUUGUAGAAAAUUCUUUUUCUGAUUAUGACGAUUGGUACAUCUUUGAUGAAUUACAGCGGCUACUAGCCAAGAAGCAAACGAAUUCGACCAAGAGGAAAUUAAACGAAAAGAAUUUAACUAUACCAACUAGAGAGAAUCCAGAAAAACCAGUCAAUGCUUCUGGUUCCGCUUCGACUUCUACUUCGAAUUCAGUUUUUGGAGCUUCUUCGUCAUCGUCUGUACAAGAAGCCCCAAACUUGAUAGACUUGGAUACAGUUGUGACAUCACCUAAAAAGACAAUGCCCCCACUUCCCAAAAAGCCCAAAAAGCCCGAAAAUUUAAAAGGCACAUCACUAGACCACAAGACCAAUUCGAUACAGAAAGGGUCAGAUGAAAAUAUGUUUGAUGACAAUUUGCUAGCCGAAAACAGUUUUCAACCGAAUUCGGCAAAUACUUCCAUAGACAGAAGGCCAUUAUUUUCUAAUGUUUCUUCUGAUGGUCAAUGGAUGGUGGGUGCAGGUUUACCACCACUUCCUCCUCGCAGGCAACGAGCUCCCAAGAAUACCCCUCAAAAUAUAGAAUUAAAGGACGAGUUGGAUUUGAUUUGCAACUCUCCUGGCUAUAUAGAGAUAGAGGAAACGGAUAGGAAAGGUGCCAACUGGAUACGAAGAACUGUUGUUGCGCUUUACAUGCUCAAAAACACCAACACUACAAUUCAUUUUUUUACAGAUGAUGAUAAAGAAUUUUUUAAAAUGCUCCACACUCAAGUUGACGAGGCCUUAGACCUGGCCCUGGAUUGA